Molecule: messenger RNA, 1642 nt
Organism: Dendrobium catenatum
Lineage: Eukaryota; Viridiplantae; Streptophyta; Magnoliopsida; Asparagales; Orchidaceae
Product: homeobox-leucine zipper protein HAT5
Exons: 3
Coding region: 491-1399 (302 amino acids)
Biological process (GO): positive regulation of DNA-templated transcription
Cellular component (GO): nucleus
Molecular function (GO): DNA-binding transcription factor activity, RNA polymerase II-specific; sequence-specific DNA binding
Source: RefSeq, a predicted model, not a curated record
ACGCUCUGCGUACAGCAGUAGAAGCCACAGAAACUGCAGCACAAGAAGACCACAGAUGCUCCCCCUCCCCUUAUAGCCCCUUCGAGCCAUCCCCAACCCCGAGGAAGCGGGGAGAGGUAGGACAGAUACAUAGAGAGAGAAAGAAGCCUUCUUGUUGAAAUCUGUGGAAGCCACACUGUUUAAUCACUUGCAAAGCUUGGAUUUGUUAUACACUUAUACUCUGUUUGUCGCUCAAAACUAUUCUUCUCCUGAGCGAGCGAGGGAUGGGAUUGGGUUCUUCCUUAAAAGAGGGAUUUUGUCAUGCCUCUGUAAUCAUGGCUACAAGCUUCUUCCGCCAUAAGAUGUGAAAAUGAAUAGAAGGGAAGAAGAAGAAGAAGAAGAAGCCAUGGCUUUCUGAGCUCGUCUCGGUUUGAGAGCUUUUGAAGGAGAAAAAAAGGGAUCUUUACACCUUUUGGUGGAGCUUAAUCUAGAAAAGUUGAAGAGAGUCGAGAUGUCGGGGAGAAGAAUUCACGGUGGUUCAAAUGUUGCUGUUUUGCUGCAGAAAGAAGGGGUGUCCCCUGAGACCAUUGAGGCCUUGCUUGGUACGAGCUCUGGUGGAUUCCAAGCUUCAGGUGCCAUGGUGAAUUUUGAAGACGUUUGUACAAACGCAGCCAACCAGGCCUACUACCGUCAGCUAGACAUGGAACAGGUUGGUGAUGAAGAACUAGAGGAGUACCUCCAUCAACCAGAGAAGAAAAGGCGGCUUGCUGUGGAACAAGUAAAAUUUUUAGAGAAAAUAUUUGAGCUCGAUAACAAGCUUGAUCCAGAACGAAAAAUCCAGCUCGCAAAGGAGCUUGGCCUGCAGCCAAGGCAGGUUGCAAUAUGGUUUCAGAACCGCCGCGCCCGGUGGAAGACUAAGCAGUUAGAGAAGGAUUAUGAGGCUCUGAAAGCAAACUACAAUUCUCUCAAAGCUGAUUAUGAAAGUCUCCUCAAGGAGAAAGAGAAGUUGCAAUCUGAGGCAACUCAUCUGACAAACAAGCUUCUCCUCAAAGAGAGCAUGAAAGAUUCUAUGAAACUCCAAGAAUGGGCACCUCCAUUACCAAAACCAGAGAUAGAUUUAGCAUUCAAAACCGCGAACUGCGACAUAUCACCAAUGUUAAGAUUAAAACAAGAAGAUCUGAGCUCAGUCAAUAGCGUCGUCAUCGACUCUGAAAGCCCUCAUUGCGCCGAACAAGUCGGCCGGUCUACACUUUUGGAACCUGCAGUUUCUUCCAAUGUUUUGGAACCAGAUCAAUCUGAUAUCUCGCACACUGGGGAAGAUGAAGAGGUUAAAGAUUGCCAUUUUCUAAAGCUUGAAGAUAGUUCAAAUGACUAUGGAUUUCCAGCAGAUGAUCAUGCUUUCUUGUUCUGGCCAUAUUGAAGAGAACUAUUGUGUGAUUAUAUGUAUGAUUCUGUAUUAUGUAAUGCUUUUCUAUGUUAUGGUGUGAGGAAUAUUUAGUGUCCAUAAAAGCCAUUCAGGCUUCUACAAAGUUCCAAAAUGUAGAGUUUGUUUGAGGUUGGUCUUUGUAGUUUGUUAUGCUUUUCAACUUUAAGUGGUGCAGAAAGGUUUUGAGCUGCUUCUAAUGUUUAAAUAAGAAAUAAUGGUUUAUUUCAGUUUGAUUUA